Molecule: messenger RNA, 4377 nt
Organism: Strigops habroptila (Kakapo)
Lineage: Eukaryota; Metazoa; Chordata; Aves; Psittaciformes; Psittacidae
Gene: NEDD1
Product: NEDD1 gamma-tubulin ring complex targeting factor
Exons: 15
Coding region: 168-2162 (664 amino acids)
Biological process (GO): microtubule nucleation; mitotic cell cycle
Cellular component (GO): ciliary basal body; spindle pole; pericentriolar material
Molecular function (GO): gamma-tubulin binding
Source: RefSeq, a predicted model, not a curated record
AGAGUGCGCCGGACCCCGGAGGGAACUGGGAGCAGGAGGGCCUGAGCCAAUCGGGGCGGCCGGCGCCUGGUGCUGGGCCCGAUCCCGAUCCCCGAGGAGGCGCCGGGCCGGGCUGGGAAGGGAAGGGGCGCAGGCUCCGCUCAGUGCCUGCCCUGCCAGGUGCAGCCAUGCAAGAAAGCAUACGUUUUGCUUCAUCAGGAGAUGACAUUAAAAUUUGGGAUUCCACAUCUCUAACUGUGGUGGAGCAGUUCAACCCACACACCCCCACACAUCCAGUCAGCUCACUAUGUUGGGCCAGCAAUAAUAGAUACCUGGCCACUGCUUCUGCUGCUGGUGAUAAAAUAGUUGUUUCAAGCUGUAAAAGCAAACUCGUUCCACUCUUUGAAAUAGCUGAAGGAGCAAACCAGACAUGUGUGAGCUUAAAUUCUAGUUCUUCAUAUAUUGUAAGUGGAGGCCUUGAUAACACAGUUGGUAUCUGGGAUCUGAAAUCCAGAAAGGUUUAUCGUAGCCUUAAGGAUCAUAAAGAUGAAGUCACGUGUGUUACAUAUAAUUGGAAUGAUGGCUACAUUGCCUCUGGAUCUUUGAGUGGUGAAAUUAUCCUACACAGUGUUACCACCAAUUUAUCAAGUACUCCCUUUGGUUAUGGAAGCCGUCAGCCUGUUCGACACUUGAAAUAUUCAUCCUUUAAGAAAUCCUUGCUGGGCAGUGUUUCUGACAGUGGAAAUGUAACUCUAUGGGAUGUAAAUAGCCAGAACCCAUAUCAUAAUUUUGAAAAUGCUCAUAAAGCGCCAGCUUCAGAAAUCUGCUUUUCUCCAGUCAAUAAGCUGCUGCUUGUAACUGUAGGUUUGGAUAAAAGAAUUAUUCUCUAUGACACUUCAAGUAAAAAGUUACUGACAACAAUAGUAGCUGAUUUUCCUCUGACAACAGUAGACUUCAUGCCUGAUGGUACUACUUUGGCUAUAGGAUGUUCCCGGGGAAAAAUCUGCCAGUAUGACUUAAGGCAACUGACAUCACCAGUGAAAACAGUUAUUGCUCACAAAGGCUGUGUGAAAUGCAUACGUCUUCAGUUCAGUAGCACUUUUUCCAAGUCUAACCUUACAGGUUCUUCAAAUAAACCCGUAUCCAAAAAAGUAGAAGUCAAAGCUGGUAGUAAUCUUGGAGGAGUUCAAAAUACUGGCAUAAAAAAUGUUGCCUCUCAAGCAUCAGCAACAGUGUUAUCUCCUCUGGCAUUGCCAAAUGAGGAUAAGGGAGGAGAGGUUCUUCAGGAGAAAACAGGUUUAUCCCAUAGUUGCAGCUUGGAUGUUAUUCCAUCUAAAGAAACAGAUCAUGGGAAAAGUGCUGAUAAUAUGAAUGUCAGUCGAAGUAGUUUAGGAGAUGUGUUUUCUCCAAUCAGAGAUGAUAUUACUGCAAACAAAGUGAAUGAAGAUCCUCAAGGAAAAGGAGAUGGUGUGGAUUUUCAGUCCUACAUUUUGGGUGUGGAUUUUCUCCCACAUCUCACCACUGCCUUUCCAGUAAAAAGAAACCCAGUGGGCAGUAGUGCACAGGGAAUACGGUCCAGCCCAUUGCAUGCACUUGUGGGGUCUACAAUUAAAGAAGAGGAAGAGCAUCCAGAGACAGACACAAAGAAAAUAAGUCUUGGAAAGCAAGAAACUAAAGAAGUCUUAAAGCAGGGUCAGCUUUCAAAAUCGAGUUCAUCAAGUGCAGAAUCUGUAACUUUAAGUUCUCCGCCAUCAUUCACUGCUGUAAAGACUGCUGAUACAAAUGAGAGACUAGUGAAGAACAUUCAGGCCCAUCCUGCGUAUGAUCUACCAGUAAAUGGUACUACCUCAACAAGUCCAAAGAUAACAUCACCUGUCGCUGCUGGCGUAGCAAGUUCAUUGUCAGAAAAAAUAGUAGAAAACAUUGGAAGUAGCAGACCAAACGCACCUCUGACGUCAUUCCAAAUAAACUUCAUUCAGAAUAUGAUACAAGAAACAAUGGAUGACCUCAGAGAAGCAUGCCAUCGAGAUAUUGUGAAUUUGCAAGUGGAGAUGAUCAAGCAAUUCCAUGUGCAGUUGAAUGAAAUGCACGCUUUACUUGAAAGAUACUCUGUAAAUGAAAGCUUAGUAGCUGAAAUCGAGAGACUACGAGAGGAAAACAGAAGACUGAGGACUCAUUUCUGAAAGAUUUACACUGCUAAUUUUAUUAGCAUGAACCCACAACAGGUGGUGUUGCUUAUGACAGAUCAUCCAUCAUCACUCAAGUAUUGUAUGAAGACCUGCUAUUAUUUUGAACAGGAGUCUUUUUUUUCUAAAUAAAUGGUGCAAGAUACUACAUGUAAUUAUAAAAAUUUUAACUGAUAAACACUGUAAAAAGAAUGUUUGCAUACUCAUGCUAACCCACCUUGAAAUACAGCCUUCUAACGGAAAAACUAAAAGGAUAAGUACAGCAUCAGAGUUCUAGCAAUAUGUGAAGUGCCUUUUUAUAAACAAAAUCAAACCAGGACGGAUGCCUUUUCUGUAAAAAUUUUUGGCUAUACCUACUUUUCUAGCUGCCUACUUUUAUUGCUGUCAGAAACAAUCACUGUAGCUUGCCUUUUGGAUACUUUUCUUAGAGAAAAAGGGGAGAGAAACCUCAUCUUCUGCAUUAUAUGGAGCCUUGUUUGUAAGGAGCUGGAAAGUACAGUAUUUGGUUAACUUUAUGCAACUGGCAGCUCUUCUAUCCUGAGUAAAACUAGAGCUUGAAAAUAUUCCCAGAUUCAGCCCUAUGAUCUUUCUUAUUAUAUUUGUAUGACUGAAAUUUGUGUAUGUCUGCUGUAAACUUCAUUGUUGCAAAUGCAGCUUUCAUAACACAAUGAGAUUUUUGUUACAACUUUAACAAUGAAACUAGGAUUCUUUUUAUUUACAUGUAUUUGUCAUAGCUUGUCCAAUCUGACUGCAGCUUUAGACUUCCAAAUGUAAGUAUACUCAGCCAUUAAUAAUAUACCAUUGUGUAGAUGCAGUCUUUCAGUUUCUGACUUGAGCAUCUUUUGGGCCCUCUCUUGCUUCAUAUUUAUUCAUAGUUGACAACACAAUAUUGAGCAGUUGUGUUGCAGUUGCUUCUUGUCAGUUUAGCGUAAUUGUAGCCUUUUUGAGAUAGCUGCAUGCCAAAUCUAACCAGUAUCUCAGUUGUAUGAUUAACAUAAACCUUAAGGAGAAGUCAUUACUUCAGUAGUGUAAUGGUAUCAUACUUGUGUGUAAACAGUUCUGAAAUGAAGCUCAGUAUGCAGUCCUGACUCUGCUGAAGUUCAUGGGAGGUUUGCCUUGGCCUUUAUUUGUGCCAAGAAGUUAAACUAAAUUAAAACUUCGAUUUUAAAUUAAUUUUAAAAAUUAAACAUUAAUUUUAAUAUUUUCUCUGAGAGACUCCUACAAGUGCUUCUUCCUAUUUAAAUUGUUCUGGAGGCUUCUGAAUUUUCACACUAGUAUUUUUUUGUUUCUUUUCACACAAUCAAAACUGAGAACAAGGGAAGUCUGAGAACAUGGUGAGUUAAUUAGUUACAUCUAGUGUUUAAGUCCAUAAUGGCACUCUUCUACUAAAUGAGAAAGCCAUAAUAUAUAGUAUAACUUAUUUUUUUAUAUGUUGUAAAACUUAAAAUCCCCAAACCCUAUCUAUACCUUUCCUCUAUUUUUAACUUCUUUUAAAAAAGAGACUGUUCCUUUUUUCAUGUCAGUUAAUGACAAAUACAAUCUUGUAGCAAAAUGAGAGUGUUCAAGUAGCCUUUAAUGUUAGGGACAGGACUUGAAAUGUCUGCAGGUCUACUGCUUUUAUAAGCUUUUAAAAUAUUUCUAUAUCACAUCUAACUUCAUAGUGAAAGGAAGUGAAAUAUGUUAAAGUUUUUUUAGUAACUUAACACACAAUGUAGAGAACUUUGUUUUAUAAGAUCCUAGGAUGUGUAAGCUUGACACAUUGACCACACAGUUCAUGAAAACGAUAGUAGUUGAUGAUAGCAGAAAUAUCUUACCAUUCUUCUACAUGCUUUGCAGUUAAUGAAGUAAACCUCACAUAUUUGCUUCUCUUGAUUUGUUCCCCAAGUGCUCUUGCGAGUGUACCCAGGUAACAGCAGGGAAUUAGACAUGUAUCUUGGGUAUUUGGCUUGUAGAUAAUUUGUUUUCUUGACUCUGAACUACAUAAUGUUUUCCUUAAUUCCCAAAUGGAGGUGAAUAUAGCAAGAGUGAUUAAAAUGAGAUAUUUCUGUCUUUUUAAAAAGAUUUUUAGGGCUUUUUUCCAUAUCUCAGGAUUUCUGUAGUGCAGGUGGCUACACAUGCCAUGUGGAGACCCAAUAUGCCUACCACUAUAGGGGUGUUUUGCCUUGUACACAAAUCUGAUUUGUACGUUGAAAUAAAGCUUGUUUUAACCUUU